Heterotrigona itama is the source of this 3161-nucleotide messenger RNA. Lineage: Eukaryota; Metazoa; Arthropoda; Insecta; Hymenoptera; Apidae. The record is from the annotation of a GenBank genome assembly.
AUGUUACCGGUUCGACACGGCAAUAGCAGCAACACCACUGCCGCCGCUAUCAACAAAUCCAGCAACCUCAGUACGUCCAUGAGACACUGGGCCGGAUUUUUUGCAAACGACGAAUUUAAAAGAUUGUCAAAGUCAAAAAACAGAUCGAAAACAAUUUUGGAUCUUUCACGAAGACGCAACAGGACAUGGGAUUUCUUGGUUGUAUGCGAGGAAAUCGUCAUAUUUCAGGUCAUAGGAAUGAGGGAGCGGGUUUUCACGUGGCACUGCUGGUGGUGGUUAAUAGUCCUGCUGAUUGUGGUGCACAUUACGGAUACGCAAUCGGAUCUCCCGUCGCCGGGCUCGUCACGGGGGAAAACGGGGUUCGUUACGGAAAAAACGUCGGCGUCCUCGCGCGUAGAAUGUGCCACGGGUUGCGAGUGCUUGGACAAUGGAAGAAGCCUACUGUGUCAGCAACGAAAUUUCCUCGGGCUCGGUUUGUCCGGACAGGCGACCAAUGUCGUGUUGAGGAACGUCGAGGCUGCCACUAUACCGGUUUCCGCCCUCGAAACGGCGAUUCGUCUCAAGAGCCUCGCCUGGACGUCGAGCGGAAUCGAGAGGAUAGAAGCUGGCGUGUUCCACGCGGCAACGUUCCUCCAACAUCUCAACUUAGGUGACAAUAGGCUGACGGAAUUACCGUCGGAUGUCUUCCAUCCGUUGCACCAACUACAGUACCUGAAUCUCACCGGGAACCGGUUGACCAUACUCCCGCGAGUGUUGUUCCAAGGUUUGGAGCGACUCGAGGAGAUCAGCUUGUCGCGCAAUCGACUGUCAGUACUUCCCUACCAAGCGUUCGCUUCGUCCAAGUUGUUGGCUCGCUUGGAUCUCUCCGGCAAUCUGUUGGUAUCGUUGCCGGACCACAGUUUCAGGCCGAACGCGCAUCUUCAGCAGCUUGGCCUAUCCGCCAACAGACUCACCAAACUUCCACCCCGUUUGUUCUCCGGCUUGAGCCAAUUGAAGACCUUGGAGCUGGCCAAUAACGAAAUCGACACGGUCCCGCGCGGCUUGUUCGCCGAUCUGGUCUCGUUGCAGCACCUCGAUCUCUCCGGCAAUCCUAUCACGCGUUUGACCAGCAUCACGUUCCACAGCCUGUCGAAUCUGAGAUGGCUCAGCUUGAAGAAUGUACCGAUAACGAUGCUUCCGCACGAUGUUUGGCGACCGACGAGGAAGCUGCGCAGCCUCUCGCUCUCCGGGACAAGGCUGGAGGUCCUUCGUAACGACGACUUGAAAGGAUUGGACAAACUGGAGACGCUGGAAUUGAGCAGCAACCCGUUGCGCGAGAUCUCACGGUGUACGUUGGAUCGUACACCGGCGCUGCGUAAAAUCGAUCUACGCGACAGCAACCUGACCUUUCUGCCGGCGAACGUGGCGCAGCUGUCGUCACUGACCGAAUUGCAGCUGCAAGGGAACCCGUGGGCCUGCGAUUGCCGUAUGUUCUGGUUCGUAAAAUGGGCCGAGAGCAAGGAACACCUACGUACCGCUUUUCGAAGUGGGUUCCGAUGCGGCGACGAGAUCGACGGCACCGCCGAUAUCCUUCAAACUCUUCGUUACUUGAAAUGUGCGCCGCCGAGUUUGGUAUACGCUACGCCCACGCAACAGUAUCUGUUGUUAAAGCCGGUGCUACUCGAGUGUGAAUACAACGGCAAUCCAACGCCAUCGUUGACAUGGAUUACGCCGACACUCCAGGUACUGCAUUGGAAUCCUGAUCCAGCCUUUCCCGACGCUUUUGUCGAACAUCCUCCCGUACAUCGAUGGGAACAAAGUCUACCGUUCGUUGAUGAUGGUCGCAUACGCAUCCUCGAGAAUGGAUCUUUGUACAUAAAGACGUUGCUCAGGCAGGAUGUUGGACAAUACAAGUGUUUCGCAGUCAAUCCGAUUGCCAAUGCCACUACCUAUAUUAGUUUGCAGAUGAAUCCAAUAACAUUAGAGAAAGUCAAGAUCAUCAGCAUAUUGGUAGGCGCUGCCAGCGCGAUCGUCUUUCUUCUCUUAACGCUCCUCUUGCAACUGCUUCGUUAUCUCUUGGUCAAGUGCGGCUGUCUGAACUGGUGCAUGUGCUGUAGGCGCGUCGGUUCCACUCCCAGAGCGAAACAAAUCUACCAAAUGUUGGACAAUAUCGAGCAAUACAAGAGCCAACAACUGGAGCGGCUACGCGAGAAUUACACUCAACAAGUGCACAGAAUAAAAGAGAACUGCGCUCAGCAAGUAGAAUGGAUUCGCGACAGUUACGAAGGUCAAAUGAGGCACAUUAGAGACAUAAGGGACUACGGGACGAGCCAUCUUACAGCUCUCAGAGAUCAGUAUUACGAUCAGGUGAGAAAAGUACGAGAUUACUCAACAAGUCAGCUCAAUUGGGUGCGAGAGAACUAUGUCUUCCAGCGUAACAAGAUAAGAAAGUUCAGCGCCCAUCAGGUGCUAAGACUGCGCGAGAGUUACAAAUAUCAGCAGCAAACACUGAACAAAGUACUGGAGAAUCUGCCGAAUUUCUAUUUUGAUAAUUGCCGGACCGGCUCUUGCGGGAAGAGCGACUCGAUGGUAUUCGAUCCGAAAGAUGACGGAUCGAUCCGCGUGGACACUUACUUCAAGGCGAAAAUUAACGACCUGGCGAGUGGCGCUAGCUUGGAGGAUGUCAACAGCGAAUAUUACACGCCAACGGAGCUUUCCUCGACCAGCCCCCAUGGGAAUAUAAUGGAGGGCAUCCAUAUAAACUAUAUCGAGGAAAUCGGCCCACCGAUUCGAUUCGACUCGUUGUACAACGGAGCAACUAUACCGCUGCACUCGAUAAUGCUGCACAGCAUCGACGAAGAUGGAAGCUCACCGUCCGUGUACAAGGAUGCGGACAAUGCCAAGUUAGCCUUCAAAGGAUUCAGCACCGAAGUUCUAGCCAAAGAGCCUAAAGAAAUGCCGGAAAGUUUUGGUCUCCUUGCACCCAGCUCCAGUUUGCCUGACCUACCGCGUGAAACCAAACUCUAGACAAAUUCGACGACCAAGUGUCAAUACGAGAAAGGGUACUAACCUUCCUUUAUAUAGAGCAAGAUUACAAUUAAGACGAGAAUGUACUGCCACUGGAUGAUCAUUAUGUGAGAAAAAUACAUAGAAGUGCCUCUACAUCGGUAAGUCGGAAUGCA